CCUCCUCCUCGCAAACCGCUUCCAACCCGAGACCACGCUCCCCGCCGGAUCGAGCAGCUAGGGUUUCGCUUGCUUCCUCUCUCUCUCUCUCUCUCGCGCGAGGCGGCGGCGAGAUGUUCGGGCGCGCGCCGAAGAAGAGCGACAACACGCGGUACUACGAGGUGCUGGGGGUUCCCAAGGAUGCGUCCCAGGACGACCUCAAGAAGGCGUACCGCAAGGCCGCCAUCAAGAACCACCCCGACAAGGGCGGAGACCCCGAGAAGUUCAAGGAGUUGGCUCAGGCUUAUGAGGUGCUGAGUGAUCCUGAGAAGCGUGAAAUCUAUGAUCAGUAUGGUGAAGAUGCUCUCAAGGAGGGGAUGGGUCCUGGUGGGGGAAUGCACGAUCCAUUUGACAUUUUCUCCUCGUUCUUUGGAGGUGGCGGCUUUGGAGGUGGUAGCAGUAGGGGCAGGAGGCAGCGCAGGGGAGAGGAUGUGGUUCAUCCUCUGAAGGUUUCUUUGGAUGAAUUGUACAAUGGCACAUCAAAGAAGCUCUCCCUCUCUCGCAAUGUGAUCUGCUCCAAGUGCAAUGGCAAGGGUUCGAAGUCUGGAGCUUCCAUGAAGUGUGCUGGUUGCCAAGGUUCUGGUAUGAAGGUUCAAAUUCGCCAGUUGGGGCCAGGAAUGAUUCAGCAAAUGCAACAUCCCUGCAACGAGUGCAAGGGAACUGGCGAGACCAUCAAUGACAAGGAUAGAUGCCCAGGUUGCAAGGGUGAGAAGGUAGUGCAGGAGAAGAAGGUUCUUGAGGUGAUGGUCGAGAAGGGCAUGCAGAAUGGACAGAAGAUCACCUUCCCUGGCGAGGCUGAUGAAGCGCCUGAUACUGUGACUGGAGACAUUAUCUUCGUCCUCCAGCAGAAGGAGCAUCCCAAGUUCAAGAGAAAGGGAGAUGACCUCUUCUACGAGCACACCCUGACACUCACUGAGGCGCUUUGCGGCUUCCAGUUUGUUCUCACUCACCUGGACAACCGGCAGCUGCUCAUCAAGUCCAAGCCGGGUGAAGUCGUCAAACCUGAUUCAUUCAAGGCUGUCAAUGACGAGGGCAUGCCGAUGUACCAGCGGCCAUUCAUGAAGGGGAAGCUCUACAUCCACUUCUCUGUGGAGUUCCCCGACUCCCUGAACCCCGACCAGUGCAAGGCCCUCGAGACCGUCCUCCCGCCGAGGCCGGUGUCGCAGUACACGGACAUGGAGCUCGACGAGUGCGAGGAGACCAUGCCGUACGACGUCAACAUCGAGGAGGAGAUGAGGCGGCGGCAGCAACAGCAGCAGCAGGAGGCCUACGACGAGGACGAGGACAUGCACGGCGGCGGCGCCCAGCGCGUGCAGUGCGCCCAGCAGUAAGCAGCAAAAGCGCCGUGCACGUUCUUGCACGGCUUUGACAGCGGCGACAAAUUGGUUUUCUUUUCGCUCCUCGGGCGAUAAUACUGUCAUCAAGUUUUCCAUGUUAGGCUCGUGAUGAUGUGAUACUACUUUCGGUGCUAUAUAUGAUACUAUUGCGUAUUAAUGACGUACAUCAGUUGGUUCCUGAAACGAAAA
This is a messenger RNA of Oryza brachyantha (malo sina), 1565 nucleotides long. Its product is annotated as dnaJ protein homolog. Gene Ontology annotation, cellular component: cytoplasm; cytosol. Lineage: Eukaryota; Viridiplantae; Streptophyta; Magnoliopsida; Poales; Poaceae. Bases 114 to 1370 code for a protein of 418 amino acids. Gene Ontology annotation, biological process: response to heat; protein refolding. The record is from RefSeq and is a predicted model, not a curated record. Gene Ontology annotation, molecular function: ATP binding; Hsp70 protein binding. The transcript is spliced from 6 exons.